Molecule: messenger RNA, 678 nt
Organism: Mustela erminea (ermine)
Lineage: Eukaryota; Metazoa; Chordata; Mammalia; Carnivora; Mustelidae
Exons: 7
Coding region: 1-657 (218 amino acids)
Biological process (GO): regulation of DNA-templated transcription
Source: RefSeq, a predicted model, not a curated record
AUGGCCUCUAAAUUGGUUGAGGAGGUAACUGAGAACAUCAGAAAAACAGCAUACUACACGCAGACGCCAGGGACGGGAACCCGCCCUCGGCCCCAAGGCCCACGAAGCUCGGACCUUCGCCGGAAGCGAGUGCCGGAAGUGGGCGUGGUCAUGCCCCAGCUUUCUGGGACUUGUAGUUCCAAGACCUUAGGUAUCGGAUUCCACGUGGGAGGUGAGACGCUCAGGACCGGACAGCCAGCGCCGCGGACAGCGAGGCGUCCGGUGGAUGGGAUAUGGGAGUGCCUCGGGGGAGGCGUAGGGCCGCUGACACUCGGAAGCCUAGUUAGGUUGCUGUGGGAGGGCGCGCGACCUGGAGGAGGACUCUGUCCUUCCAGAGAGGAGGAAAUGACCAAAUUCCAGAUUUCUUGGAUUUAUUGUGAGAAACUUCUCUGCAUACUUGAUGUGAACAUCAUUAAGGAACUAGUAACAUUCAAGGAUGUCUCUGGGGGCUUCACUGAGGCAGAGUGGGGCUGCCAGGACCCCACUCAGAGGAAGCUGCACCGAGCUGUGAUGCUGGAGAACUACAGCCAGUUACCUACGGUCUCCGUAGGAGACUUGAAUGAAAAUUCUAUGGAGAGUCUUCAAGAGAAAGGACUUAGGGAUGGAUCUAUUAUAUAGGGGCUUUUCUGCUGGCUAAUU